This is a messenger RNA of Chilo suppressalis (striped riceborer), 1424 nucleotides long. NCBI's taxonomy places the organism in Eukaryota, Metazoa, Arthropoda, Insecta, Lepidoptera, Crambidae. The record is from the annotation of a GenBank genome assembly.
CUACUUCGCGGGCGUAGUAUCCAAACGGGGCCCGCGGUACAAUUUUGAAAAUUUGAAUUACAUCGGUUCGUGAGUGCGUUUUGGUGAAGUGUUCUUGAAAUUGUGUUUAGCUUUUUUUUGUUCUUUAUUUUAUGGUGAGGUCAGACAUAAAAGACAAGUGACAGCAAUGUCAUCACAAAUAUUAACGCACGUAUACCGUCGCGACUCCAGCGACCAGGAGCGCCCUCUAGACAUCGACGACCAAGACCGAAGCACAUCAAACAGCCCCAAAAACAUGAAGUACUACAAACAGAUGGACGAGGACAAAACCAUUAUUAACCAGAAAAAGAAAUCCUUUUGCAUAGACGCCCUUUUAUCCCGGCACAUCGAGCCGGAAUCGACGCUUCAAGAUAGGAUGACUCAGCAAAAAUAUUUGGCGCUAAUUCACAACAAGAAUUACAUUAAUAGGUUUGACAGCGAGAACUAUGAUGCUCAGAUCGAACAGAACACUAUAGAUAAGUUUCAAGGGCAGAGCUAUGAGCAAAGAGCGGACAGUCCUCGCUCUGGACAGAGUUCUCCCAGGAGCGGUAGUCCAGGGUCGGACGACGGGAACAGAUCAGAGAGCUAUAGCCCUCCUAUUUCUCCCGGUGUAGAAGGGGGGAACGAUGAAUACGAAAGUUAUAGACCCGGUAUCAUCCCCAAACCAGGGCUCCUACCUCAGAACCCCGCUCUAGUCGCCGCGCAGUCCGCGGCGCUAUUCAACUACCCUCAACUGUCGCCGGGCGCUCUGCCCCCGGGCGCUCCGAUGCCGUCCGCCUUCCACCAUCCGGGGGACAGGGUGCUCCACCACAUGCAACUCGAGUGGCUCGCCAGGACUGGCAUGUUCUACCACAGAAUACCGGAGCUUGGAGGAGCACCGCACGCGUUGCUAGGCAAGACGCGGCGGCCGCGCACCGCGUUCACAUCGCAGCAGCUGCUCGAGCUGGAGAAACAGUUCCGGAUGAACAAGUAUCUGUCCAGACCGAAGAGGUUCGAGGUCGCCACUAGCCUAAUGCUGACUGAGACCCAGGUGAAAAUAUGGUUCCAAAACCGACGCAUGAAAUGGAAACGUUCGAAAAAAGCGCAGCAGGACACAAAGAAGGACACCCACGCCCACCAGACGGAAGAAAAAAACAAACCCAAAGACCUCCCACAACCUGAACCCGAGAAAAACAUGGCAGCCGCAGAUUUGACAGCUGUCAAACCGCCCCCAAUGCUGGAUAGGGAGAGAAUCAUUGCGCUAGAAAGGGAGCGCGCGAUAGCCGCCGCCAAUUUUAAUUCUAAUUUGGAAAACAAUAGAAGAGGGUUGGUUGUAAUGAGUCAAGAUGGCGCCCGACCGGGCAUGGAUAUGUUUAGGCCGUACGUGGUAUGAAAAUAGAAGAUAUUUUUUAUUGUGAACUCUUGUG